AUGCAGCCACACAUCCAAGAUGAUACACUUGGUUUGGAACUGUCAAGGUUUGGGGUUUGCCUUGACAGUCCAGACAUUACGGGAAUUGAUUCAUUCCCACAAACCCUCUAUGGUGGUUUUAAUGGAAUUUCUAUUAACCCCUGUGGUUCGGCGGGAGGUCUUUGCCUGUGGUGGACGAUCCAUUGUUCGGUGGAGAUCCGCUCUACCUCCAAAAAUCUAAUUAAGGUUAUUGCUUUUUAUGAUGUUGUGGGCACCAAGGUAGGCAUGUCUUCUUCCUAUGGUCCUCCUUAUGGGAGUCGGUGCGAAACCUAA
This is a messenger RNA of Prunus armeniaca (apricot), 312 nucleotides long. Lineage: Eukaryota; Viridiplantae; Streptophyta; Magnoliopsida; Rosales; Rosaceae. The record is from the annotation of a GenBank genome assembly.